GUCACUGUACUUCCGCCUUGCUCUCAGCCUGUCUUUCCAGUGGAGCCGCCGCUGAGAGCAGCUCGCCGAGGAGUGGACAGUACACAGCCUGCUGCCCCAAAACAAAUCUAAAGAUGCCACCAAAAAAGACAGAAGCCCCGAAGCCGCCUCCCUUAAUUGGACGAUUUGGCACAUCUCUGAAAAUUGGAAUCGUGGGAUUGCCCAAUGUUGGCAAAUCUACAUUCUUCAAUGUGCUGACUAAAAGCCAGGCUGCUGCAGAGAACUUCCCAUUCUGCACAAUCGACCCAAACGAGAGCAGGGUGCCUGUUCCUGACGAGCGAUUCGAUUUCCUCUGCCAGUACCACAAACCAGCCAGUAAAGUUCCUGCUUUCCUGAAUGUUGUGGACAUUGCUGGUCUGGUGAAAGGAGCUCAUUCGGGACAGGGACUCGGAAAUGCCUUCCUUUCCCACAUCAGUGCCUGUGACGGCAUCUUCCACAUGACCCGUGCGUUUGAUGAUGAGGACAUCAUCCACGUCGAGGGCAACGUGGACCCAGUGAGGGACAUCGAGAUCAUUCACGAGGAGCUCCGGCUUAAAGACGAGGAGAUGAUCGCUCCCAUUAUUGACAAGCUGGAGAAAACCGCCGUGAGGGGAGGGGACAAGAAACUCAAACCAGAAUAUGACAUCAUGCUGAAGAUCAAGAGCUGGGUGGUCGAGGAGAAGAAGCACGUCCGAUUUUACCACGACUGGAAUGACAAAGAGAUCGAGGUGCUGAACAAAUACUUGUUUCUGACAUCCAAGCCCAUGAUCUAUCUGGUUAAUCUAUCGGUGAAAGACUACAUCAGAAAAAAGAACAAGUGGUUGGCGAAAAUCAAGGAGUGGGUUGACGCUCAUGACCCCGGUGCUGUGGUCAUUCCUAUAAGUGGAGCCGUGGAGUCCCAGCUGAUGUACAUGGACGAAGAAGAGAGGAAUAAAUUCUGCGAAGAACAGAAAACACAGAGCUCUCUGACCAAACUGAUAAAGACCGGCUACGCGGCGCUGCAGCUGGAGUAUUUCUUCACAGCGGGACCAGACGAAGUGCGAGCGUGGACCAUCAGGAAAGGUACCAAGGCUCCCCAAGCUGCAGGGAAGAUUCACACCGACUUCGAGAAAGGCUUCAUCAUGGCCGAGGUGAUGAAGUACAGCGACUUCAAAGAGGAGGGCAGCGAAAACGCCGUCAAGGCUGCGGGGAAAUACAGGCAACAGGGCCGAAACUACAUUGUGGAGGACGGAGACAUUAUCUUUUUCAAAUUCAACACACCCAACGCACCCAAAAAGAAAUAGAGGCCACAGUCUCCAGGCGGUUCACUCAGAGUACAGUUCAGUUGUUCCCUCCAGUGUUGCACCGUGUGAUGGUUUUCAUCCUUUUGAAUACAAAACAUCAACUCAUAGCCAUGACUUUUCUUUAUUACUGAAAUAAUUUGAAUUUCAUGAUGUUGGCAGAUCUUCAAAAGGAAUCUUUUUUUUUUCUUUUUAGUUCACCAUGUUUUAGCAUUUCUACUGUCAAGGAAGAACGAGUUAAGUGAUGGAAAUAGAACAGAAUGGAAACGUAUGCAGUUCUUUUCUCAUGAUGCUAUGAUUGUGUUUUAACAUGUGUGGCCUUUUUUAACCAUUUACACCACAAAUCUUUCAUUUUAAAGAGUUUUCCUUGGCAGUUUCUGAGUUGGACAGUUAUAUUUAUUCCUGAGUGAUUUCUGAAUUUCUGUCUUGAUCUGACAUUUAUCAAGUUCAUCGUUGAUGAAGAUCUUAAUCAGCAUAAAGCAGGUACCGAUGGAUCUGUAAACCACCUGUUGUAACCUGAGCGCUGCAGCAGGUGAAAUUUACUGUAAAACUCAAGUAUUGUUUCCCAUUAUUCAAGCUUAUAGUGAUGUGAGCUGGUAUCAACUGGACAAAUGCUAAAAUACUGGUGUUCUAAGACUUGAUUGUUUUGCUUCAUAGAGAGUGAAAGCUAUCAGAUGGGAGCUGGACUGUAUUAUGCUGAGUGUCAGGGAUAUUAUUUUAGAAAGAACCAAACAACCUUCCCUGAUAGAGCCUCAUCAGACACAUGAACAGUGAUGCAAAAGGUUUGAGCUGGUAUAACAGACAGUUCAGACUCUUCACAUUAAGAACUCCACUCUGUAAUGACUGUGUAAUCAAGAUUGCACAUCUUCAGAAUACUCUGUUUGACCUUCCUUCACUGCCUCCACAACAAUGUCACAUCAUCGACUUGUCUAAGAAGUUCUCACAUUGUGGAUUAAGCUGUUUUAACCUGAAGGGACCCAAAAUGUAAAGAUCAACUUUCACAAUAUGCAUGUUUCAAUAAAAGGAAACAAGCCGGAA
Molecule: messenger RNA, 2336 nt
Organism: Salarias fasciatus (jewelled blenny)
Lineage: Eukaryota; Metazoa; Chordata; Actinopteri; Blenniiformes; Blenniidae
Product: obg-like ATPase 1
Exons: 11
Coding region: 114-1301 (395 amino acids)
Cellular component (GO): cytoplasm
Molecular function (GO): GTP binding; ATP hydrolysis activity; ATP binding
Source: RefSeq, a predicted model, not a curated record